Molecule: messenger RNA, 672 nt
Organism: Panicum hallii
Lineage: Eukaryota; Viridiplantae; Streptophyta; Magnoliopsida; Poales; Poaceae
Product: F-box protein At5g07610-like
Exons: 2
Coding region: 1-672 (223 amino acids)
Molecular function (GO): protein binding
Source: RefSeq, a predicted model, not a curated record
AUGGACGGCGGCGGCGGCGACAGGAGCCCGUCUCCGCCGUCGCCGGCAGCCUACCUCCCGGACGAGCUCGUACUCGAGAUCCUCGCACGGCUGCCGGCCAAGUCCCUCCGCCGCUUCAAGUCCGUCUCCCGGUCCUGGCGCGGCCUCAUCUCCGACCCCGCCAACCGCUCUAGGUUCGCGCAGACCCUGUCCGGCUUCUUCUUCCAUCCCGCCGCCCUCGAGGGCCCGCCCUGGCGCUUCUGCGGCCUCUCUUCUCCUGGGGCGGCAGACGGCGGCGGCGGCCUGUCCACGGUCGAGACGGCUCUCUCCUUCCUGCCCUCGAGCCGCGGCGAGAUGGAGCUGCUCGACUCCUGCAACGGGCUCCUCCUCCUGCGCUGCUGCUCGCCGACGCCGCCCUCCUCGCCCACCGCGGACUGGGUCGCCCUGCCGCCGCCGAGCCAAGCCCCGGGGGAGUUCAGAGCCUGGCACAACACCACCUACGCCGCGCUGGGGUUCGACCCGGCCGUCUCCCCGCACUUCCUCGUGUUCCAGCUGGUGGAGCAGGAGGACCCGUGCUACGGCUUCGUCGAGGCCGUGGACAUCUACUCCUCCGGCACCGGCAGAUGGGCUCUGCACCGGAGCAGGUGGAGCGGCCGCUGCAGCAUCUUCUUCGCCCGCCAAACGGCGACCUAA